Molecule: messenger RNA, 6458 nt
Organism: Scylla paramamosain (green mud crab)
Lineage: Eukaryota; Metazoa; Arthropoda; Malacostraca; Decapoda; Portunidae
Product: putative N-acetylated-alpha-linked acidic dipeptidase
Exons: 17
Coding region: 164-2641 (825 amino acids)
Molecular function (GO): carboxypeptidase activity
Source: RefSeq, a predicted model, not a curated record
GGCGGCACAGGUGACGUGCUUGUGCGCUUGUGGUCUUAUUUUUCGGAAUAUCUGCUGCCUGGAUUGUUCCUGGAGCUUGUGCUUCCUUCUCCAAUCACUGCGUUCGGCGACACGCCCUCACGAGGGUGGGCGGAGCCUGCACGCGAGUCAGAUAUAUAAAUCUAUGAGGAGUCGCCGCUGCAAUGUGUCAGCCAUUGCUCAGUGCUUCGUCUCCUGCUCAGCGGCGACUGUCUUUCCCAUUCCCCUGUUCCCUCAUUCCUCUAGCCCUCUGUCAACACACCACCUGUUGUCUGGGCGUGGCGCAGGCAUGAAUGUGGUCGCGCAUGCGGCGGGCGUGGUAGCCCUGCUGGUCGGGGUGAUGAUGCUUGCGUUGCUGCAGUUGUCGGUCUUCACUGAAGUGGCGGCGUCUGAGCAGGAGGACUGUAACACCACCACCACAACCACUACCAUCACCACCACCACCACCGCUGAGUCGCAGCAGGGGUUGAGUUGCAGCCGCGACCAAGCCAAGCCGGGUGCUCCGGGACAGGAGACUUGGACGCGGCCGAGCGGGAGGGACUACUUUGGACCAGCCGGGGACGCGGUGAUCCAGGAGAUGAAAGCAGAGAAUAUUGAAAAGUACCUCAGGUACUUCACGAGCCAGGGCCACAUGGCGGGCACUAAGCAGGACCUGGAGCAGGCUGAGUACCUGAAGAAGAUGUGGGAGGAGCAAGGGCUGGACCAGGUGUUCCUUCAGCCUUACAACGUGCAGCUCUCCCACCCUGACCUCGCCCGUCCUAACAAGGUUUUCUUGCUGGACGAGGCUGGCCAGGUCAAGUUCACAUCAAGCGUCAUGGAGGAGCCGCUGGACGGAGUGCCCUAUGAUGACUCCAUCCCGCCUGCCUUCCUCGCCUUCUCCCCAGCAGGCACCGUCGUAACGGAUAAGUUGGUGUACGUGAACUACGGCCUUUACGAGGACUUUCUGACGGCGGCCCAGGCUGGAGUGUCGGUGGAGGGACGUCUGGUCAUUGCCAAGUUCGGGCGUGGCUUCAGGGGCGACAAAAUUUUCAAUGCUCAGAGAUUCAAAGCCGCUGGGAUCAUCCUUUAUACGGACCCACAUGACUAUCACCCAGAAUGGCAGAGCGGGGGCGCGGCAUACCCCAACUCGUUCUGGCUGCCUGGGUCUGGGAUACAGCGAGGCUCCAUCAUGUGGCAUGACGGCGACCCGACCACCCCAGGCUACCCUUCACUAGAUGGAGUCUAUCGGCUGCCGGAGGAACAGACGGACACCCCGAGGAUUCCCGCCCAUACAGUGAGUUACAACGAUGCCCUCAAGCUGCUGAUCAACAUGGGCGGCCAGGAGGUGCCGGAGGAGUGGCGGGGAGCUCUGAACGUCACCUACAGGAUGGGACCUUCCCUGGCGAGGCGCGGCUGGCAGGUGAAGCUUGAAGUGAACAACGUAAAGCGAAUCGUACCCACCUACAACGUGAUCGGCGUGUUACGAGGCAGCGAGGAACCAGACCGCUACGUCAUCUAUGGCAACCACCGAGACUCUUGGACCUUCGGCUCUUGUGAUCCCUCCUCCGCCACGGCCACCAUGAUGGAGAUGGUGCGCUCCUACGGGGUGCUGCUGUCCCGAGGGUGGCGUCCACGCCGAUCCAUCAUAUUUGGGUCGUGGGGCGCGGGUGAGUACGGUUUCUUCGGCACUACGGAGUUUGUGGAGGAGUACCUGAAGAUGUUCGAAGCGCGGGCCGUGGCGCACCUCAAUGUGGACCUGGCGAUCAUCCAGACCUACAACCUGCUGGUGUCCGCCACGCCGCUCCUGCAUAAAGUGAUCAAGGAGGCCACGAAGAAGACCCCGGCGCCUGAGCCUGGCCUGGGCUACGAGACACUGUGGGAGCACUGGACGCAGAGAGUGCGGGCGGCGUCUCCUGACCUCAUGGACUACUCCCUCGCCUCCCUCAGUGAACACUCUCCAUUCUACCAGAUGGUCGGCGUCCCAACCUCCUACAUGGUUUGGGAAAUCAAUUUUGAGGAAUACGACUGGUCAGACUACCCGCUCUAUCACACCACCUUCGAGGACUUUGACGCCAUGAAGAACCUGCUGGACCCCGAAUUCCGCUACCACCUCGCGCUUGGCCGGCUGUGGGCACUCAUGGGUCUUGGUCUCGCCGACUCUAAGAUCCUCCCAAUGGACCCCGAGGACGAGACGGUGAUGCUGCGGAAACUGGUGGCGGGGCUGAGGCAAGACUACGGCGACGUGAUGCAGGUGGAGGGCGUUACGCUGGAUCCCCUGGAGGCGGUGGUGGGCCGCUUCGAGAAGGCUGCCCGCGCCUUCAAUGCCAAGCUGCACAACCUCACCUCUGUGCCGCCGCUUCUCGCCCGACAACUGAACGACCAGCUCAUGCUCCUGGAGAAAUGCUACACGCACGGCGAGGGUAGUCACCACCGCCCGUACAUGAAAAACAUGGUAUUCGGAACGGACAACAUGAACCAGUACGGCGGAUGGCUAGCGCCGGGUGUGCGGGACGCCCUUUGGGAGGCCAAGAGAUGCAGCGCUUCCUGUCCUCAGGCGUGGCAGGUCGUGCAGCAGCAGCUCUCCGUCCUGCAGGCAGCCAUCAACGCCGCGGCACUCGCCCUCAAGGACAUACAGUAUAUGUAGGCGGACGGAGACGUCGGCGCCGCUCCCAGCACGGACACUGCCAGCUCGCCAUCACGCACUGGCAACGUUAAUUAUGUAUUGAAUGGUUAGCUUAUGUUAUGUAUUAUAGAUUAUUUAUAUAUCUAAUAGUACUAGUAGAAAUGCAAUUUGAUCUGCUGUUUUUACGUUGUUCCCUUGCGUUGUGGUAAUACAGCUGUGAAUAUUUGGCUCUCAAAGUGGUAGAUUAAUGGAAAAGACUCCGUAAUGAAGUUGUUAAUGCCACCAUUAGAGAGAGAGAGAGAGAGAGAGAGAGAGAGAGAGAGAGAGAGAGAGAGAGAGAGAGAGAGAGAGACCUCACUUCCUUGGAUACUGAUAAGUGAGGCAACAGUUUGAAACAAAAUUAAGUCAGGUGCACCUGUGUGGCGGCCAGGUGUGUCGAAAGGCGAACCCUUCACCUAUGCAUAGAUAGAGGCGAGUGGUGGUACGGUGCAGCUCAUCUGUCGUAAUCCUUACCAAAAUAAAUAUUCAGUACCGUACCAUUGUAAUGCAUCAGUUAAAUUUAGAAUUCGCUUAACAUACCCGAAAGAAAAAUAUGAUAUACAGACAUAGUAUGAUGUAUUAAACCUGUGUGUUGUUUUCGUACCGUACUAUAAGAUUUCGUACUUAAUUACUACUACUACUACUACUACUACUACUACUACUACUACUAAUAAUAAUAAUAAUAAUAAUAAUAAUAAUGAUAGUAGUAGUAAUAAUAAUAAUACCUGUUGGAUUUAGGUUUCAUUUGAUUAAAACCGGAAGGUGGGUAUGACAGAGACAUCAAGGUCCUAUAUAAUGUACUAAACAUGCGCAUCACUUUCGUACAGUACUAUAAAGAAAAUUCGUACCGUAAUUUUGUGUCGUUCCUGUAAUCGUACCGUACCGUAAUUUCGUGCAUACCAUAUCUUACUAUAGAAAAAAAAAAUUACCGUAACAUCAUACGGUAUGAUCAUAUAGUACCAUAAUUUCGUAUAUACCAUAUCUUACUAUAGAAAAAUUGUACCGUAAUAUCGUACCGUACAUUUACCAUAUCAUAAUUGUACCGUAAUUUCGUAAACAUGCUAGUACAGUACUAUAUUGCAUGUUCUGCUUGGUACUGUUUCCAUUCUAUAGCAUAAGCCUCAGAUGUACAUUCAUCCUUACCUUCACCUUUAUCCCUUCAAAACUUACGCAACUUUCUACACCACCACGUUGCCAUCACUAUAUAUGAAGUGACAUCUGCGUUUUGUAACUCCUUCAACGCUUCAAUAGUUGCGCCAUAAACAAACUGAGAUAAUUAUUGAUUUUUUUACUUAUUAUAUUUAUCGACCACAACAUAUCAGUUACAAACAAUCCUCAGUGUGAUCCAUAGACACCAAUUACAUACACUGAAAGAAAAAUUAUAAAUGUUCAAUAAAAUCAAAUAGAUAAACUCUUUCAUGGAGAGGAGGAGGAUUAAAUACGUAGACCCAUCAGACAGAAAGACAAUAGGAACAAUCAAAGAGGUUUAUGGAUGUAGUGAAGGAGGACAUGCGGGUGAUGGGAGCAACAAAGAGAAAGUUUAUGGAUCCACUGAAGGAAGACACGCCAGUUAUGGGGGCAACGAAAGGCACAAAAGACAAAGUAAGGUGGAGACGGGGCUAGUAUAUAGAAGUUAUACGUCUUUGAAGAAGUGGCCGCUAUUAAUUAACCAACAUGUGGUAAUAGAAGACUUGUGGUAAUAACACGACUAGCCGCUUUUGAUUCGAAGGUCAAAUUAAAAUAAAAAUAUAAAUAAAGGAGGAAUUGAUAGGUGAAAUGAUAGGUAAACUGAAUAGACUCAGUAAUCUGGUUGUUAGUGAUGAGUCAUUACGGAAAUUUAAAGGAAGAUUAGACAUAUUUAUGGACAGGGAUGAUAGGCAGAAAUAGGAAGGAAUGUUUCAUACGGGGACUGUGAAGUUUGUACCUGACGGCUUCUUGCAGCUUCCCUUAUUUUCUUGUUAUUUUUUAUUUAUUUAUUUAUUUAUUUAUUUAUUCUUAUUUUUUUACUUCAAUCUUGCUGUUAUGAUCGUGGCUGAAAUACAAGAUUGCACCCUAAGAAUCAGACUUAUAGGAGUGUGUGCAGAGAGGAAGAAGUCGGUGUUGAGAUGUCACCUCUGUCAUCACUACAGAGGCAUGAAAAGCUAAAUUCUAAUUUAAGUUUUACUCUAAAUGAUAUACGAUAAACUUCAUUCAUCUUAUGCUUCCUUCCUCUAUUUUUUUUUUUUGCUGAAGGUGCAUGGAAACAUUGAGGUUACAUUGUACACCUGGCAGUGUUAAGAAAAAGUCGUGAAAAAGAGAACAUGGUUUUUCGUCUUUACAGUAUUUUAACUCAAUCUGAAUGAUAUAUGUUAAACUUUAUACCACCUGUUUCCCACCUCUCUGCUGUGCUAAGGCUGCAUAAAGGUACUGAGUUAAUCUUGUUAUUUAUGACCAGGCAGUGGUAAAGAAAAAAAAAAGUAAAAGAGAGAACUUGGUUUUUACUUUGGGAGUACACGCCUUAAAUAUUAUUCUGAAUGAUAUACAUUAAACUUUAUUCUUGCUGUUUCCCGUCUCCUUUCUGUGGUAAGGUUGCAUAACGGUAUCGGGUUUACAGUGUAUGCAGUGUUGUUAAUGAACAGAAAGGUCGUGAAAGAGAAAACAUUGUUUUAGCUUUACGGUUCUUUUAAUCUGAAUGAUAUAAGUUAAACAUUAUUCCGCUUGUUUCCCGCAAAGGCUGCGUAAAGAUAUGUUUAUGGCCAGACAGUGUUCAGCAGUGAAAAAGAGAAGAUGUUUUUUGGCUUAGUAUUAUUUCAAGUUUUCUCCUAUGUGUCUUAACGCUUUCUGUGAUAAGACUGGAUGAAGGUGCUGGGUUUACUGAAUAUUAAGGGAAGACGUAAAAGAGAUGACAUGGUUUCUGGUUCAGCAGCAAGUGUGUGUGUCGCUUAUAAGUCUAGGUGUGACGGUCUUAUAAUAAGAGACUGCUAGGUGAUUACAUAUAGUACGCACCUCACGGCCCACAGGUGCACGGCUCGCUUCUCUGCGUCAUGACACCUGUGCCGUGCGUCACACCUGUGCACCUACAUAAAUUACAAAUCAGAAUCAUGCGCUGAAGUAGCUCUCUCUCUCUCUCUCUCUCUCUCUCUCUCUCUCUCUCUCUCUCUCUCUCUCUCUCUCUCUCUCUCUCUCUCUCUCUCUCUCUCUUCCCCCUUUCAUCAGUACAUAGACUGGGUAAUUUUUUUAGAUUUCUUGUUAAUAUUUAGAGUUAUGUGUGUGUGUGUGUGUGUGUGUGUGUGUGUGUGUGUGUGUGUGUGUGUGGAAGCGCGCGAGCCUCAACUAAGUCAGGAUAUUCUUUAUAAUAGAAACGCUUUAUGAAGAGAUGCUGUUAUUUACUUUAGGGCAACAUAACAUUAAGAGAAGGUUGUAGUGGCGGAAAACUCAACCAUCUAAUAAAUAUUUGGCAGAAUAUUUGCGCCAAACACGAUGGCGAGCCAUGUGUUGCCUCCGGACCCUAACACUACAAUACUACAACACUGCACACAAGAGUCUUGGAGCGGCAAGUUGUGGGGGUUUCAUCCUGCGAUCAGCUACACAGUGUGCAGCUUACAGAUGAAGUAGUGAGAGCUGGUACACCUCUCGUCUGCAAGGAAGAAGCGUCUGUAGGAUGACAUGAAGCCGCAAUAGUUGGAAUUGUAGUGGUCAUCGGGUUCAUUGGUGGCCCAGUAAGGCGCUCCUCCAGGCACGGGAUCUCCAGACACCCAGUACCAUUCCUGGUCCCCUGUGGCGUCAGCAGCGCCCACCCAGUGGCUCUUGUCGCGCUCUG